GCACGGUGCUGCUGAAGCCGCUAUAGAUAACUCAUAUAGCGUCCCCUUCCCUAAACUAGAGCAGAGCAGGUAACGGGCUUUCAAUCAUCCAGUCAUUUCAAACCAACCAACAGUGAUCGGAAUAUUCAUCCUAUUCUAGAUUCUCUUUUUUUUACCCCUUGCAAGACUUUGUUGGCAAUUUCGGAUCAUCCUGGAUCUUCGAAUCUGUCCCACUUUGGCACAUUACUGUACGGAAUUCCCAUUUGUAAACUUUCGCAGCGCAUGCAUUAGCCUUUUCGAGGACGCUUCGGGUUCCUGGUUAGUCACGGCUGCGCACAGAGUAUACACAUCAACAAAACAAACAAACAAACACCCCUUGUACGACUUUUCACCAUUACCAGCUGACCACAGCAACAAUCGGGGUCCACAUAAUACUACCAUUUCUUUAUCAGGUCAUAGAGGUGACUAAAGCUAUGAAACGCUCACGCGAGCCCGAAGACUCGAUUUCCAACCCGUCACCUCCUGAGCCUCAUCACAGAGACCCUGACGCCCCUAGUCCCAAAAUCCGGGAGCUGGAUUGCGACGGAGAAAACGGCGCAGCCAGCCCGUUUCGAUGCACACUGCAUCCCCAGCCGGUGGUAUUUCGUGAUUACGAUGAUUAUCACGCACACUACAACAAGCAGCACGUGAAUCGUUGCCACGAGUGCAAGAAAAACCUCCCUUCAGAUCACCUACUCAGCAUCCACAUCGAAGAAUGCCAUGAUGCUUUCCUUGCUGCGAGGAGGGAGAAGGGAGAUCACACAUACUCAUGUUUUGUCGAAGGUUGCGACAGAAAGUGUAGAGACCCGUCGAAGCGGCGUCGGCAUCUCAUAGAUAAGCAUAUGUACCCGUCGAACUUCUUCUUUGAUGUCGUCAGAUAUGGCAUUGAUGGAAGACAGUCUCUUUUGUGCGACAUCAACGCACAACAGCGUCGACCAAAGCCAAAACCCGACAGGCAGGAUUUGCGAAAUGGUGCACCUUUGGACUCAGAAAAGCAGCUUGACGACCACAGCAACCAGAUAAUGGCCACGAAUGUUUCAGAGGGAGUUGUGGUCCUCGAGCCGGCAGAGACGCACCCUACCGAGAAAGAUAUCGAAAUGAAAGACGCCGCAUCCCUGACAGGUAGCAUGUCGGCGCUGAAACUUGUCCCUCGAUCCAUUACGUUUGGUCGAUCAGGUCGCAGGGGCUUCACGAGAUCGCCUAGCCCCAGACCACCACCUGUAUAGAACCACAAAUCACAAUGGCACUACCGCAUAACGACAAUUCGACAGUCUAAGAGCUGGCUGGGAAUCCAUUCUAUUAGUCUUUGUAAUUGACAAGCCACGGGUCCAUGAGACGUACACCAUAAUCCUGCAAAUUCGUUUUUCUCCAGUCGUCGGGUCGGGAAAGCGCUCCAGCCUUGGUCGGUCUGCUCUCGCCUCCCAAACUGCGAUAUGCUGGCUUUCUUCCUGACGGAUAGCCUGAGCAUGUAUCAGUUUGAUUGAAGCCGAAUAUAAGUAAACCCUCACUCAGUCACUGGAUGCACAGCCAUGACAACCACAGUUGACACACUCAAUAUCCCUCUCUUCCUUCAGCUGUGCCUUUGGUACCCUGCAGAUACAUGUGGAGCUGAAAUUGGUCUCCUUGGUCUGCACGCAUCUGAGGCAGCAUAGCUUUAUUGCAGACACGUUGUUAGCAUCUGAUGUUUUACACUCGAAUAGAGCGAAAUAGAUGGGCAGCGUAGGCAAAAUGCACCUACCUUUUCAUAG
This is a messenger RNA of Pyricularia grisea, 1766 nucleotides long. RefSeq lists its product as uncharacterized. The record is from RefSeq and is a predicted model, not a curated record. The transcript is spliced from 2 exons. Lineage: Eukaryota; Fungi; Ascomycota; Sordariomycetes; Magnaporthales; Pyriculariaceae. The coding region runs from base 453 to 1244 and encodes 263 amino acids.